Molecule: messenger RNA, 1912 nt
Organism: Armigeres subalbatus
Lineage: Eukaryota; Metazoa; Arthropoda; Insecta; Diptera; Culicidae
Exons: 3
Coding region: 120-1601 (493 amino acids)
Biological process (GO): DNA repair
Cellular component (GO): nucleus
Molecular function (GO): metalloendopeptidase activity; single-stranded DNA binding; polyubiquitin modification-dependent protein binding
Source: RefSeq, a predicted model, not a curated record
UAGAGGAACAGAGAGAAGCGACAUGUUUCACACAACCCUGACAUUUUCCACCAGGAGGGAAAAGCAGAAUGCUUCGAUUCGACCUCGCGAAACGGUGAGCAGUGAAAUCGUAAAUCAUAAUGACUUCAAUCGAUCUGGAAGAUCCCGAUUUGAUGUUGGCCCACCAGCUUCAGGAUCAAUUCGACCGUGAAGCAGUGGAAAUCAGUUCUGGCGAAGAGGAUCAAGCGAUCAAUAUUUCGGAUGACUACCAGCUGGCCGUUGAGCUCCAACGACACUUCAACGAAGAGGCAGUUGAGCUGUCCGACGAUGACGAUGUGGUGCAAGCGGUGGACAUUCCAACAGCAUCCGGAAGUGCCACUCCACGUGCCCCAACAGGAACUUCUACUACGGUUAUUGAAGAAGAUACGAUGGUAUCCGGUUCGGAGGUUAGGCCUUCUCGAGCGGAGCGAUUUGAGUUGAAUCCGGAUGAAUACUUUAUCGAAGAAUUGCAAACCUACGUCGAUUCAGAGAAUAACUUCGAGUGGAAGUUUAUUGAGGUCAUGCCGAACAUUAAGGCCAUUUUUAUGCGAUUGGAUGAAUUGUUUUUUCAAUCCCGUUUCAAGUCGAAAAACUUCAAUGUGAUUUGGAGUCAGGCCAUUGGUGAACAAUGUACCAAUCGAAACUUCAAUGAUGUUAAUGGACGCUACACGAUAGCUUUGAAUGAAACUUUGCUUGUUCUGAGACCAAGAAUCGAGAUCAUCAGUAUUCUGCUUCAUGAAAUGAUUCACGCUUACCUUAAACUCGAAGGCGUGACAGAAACCAACAAUGGUCAUGGAGCAAACUUCCGAAAGCUAAUGGUGUUCUUGAACCGAUCGCUGCAGACAACAAUUUCAUUCAGCCAUCGUUUGACAAACACGAACACCAUCUGUCGAACGCAGUGGUAUCGAUGCACUGGAAUCUGUCACAACUAUAAACCGUUCAAUGGAUUGGUCCGAUGUGCUGAAGAUGAACCUGGUCUGCACAACGAGUGGUGGAAAUCCCAUGCUGAAAAUUGUGGAGGGACGUUCUACAAACUAUAUGAAAUGAGCCGCAUCGUGGACGGUGAGGUAUCAACUCGGUUCGCGGUUAACGUGAGAUAUAUGAAGCCGAAACGGGAGAACAUUCGGGGCCGAUUCAAGUCUCAACUUGUACCGAAGGAAUCCAUUGACUUAACCAGUGAUCGUCCGCGAGUGAUUCCAACAGUGACCGAAACCAUUCCGCUAGAUGAUGAAGCCUAUACAGCGGAGGAUACCAAGGCUGCGGAUAAAUUCAUCCAGUACUUCAACCGCUCGGUUGCGUUGACACGCGACACUUAUGACAUGCAAUGCCCAAUUUGCCAGGAAAGAGUUAAGAGAAAGCUGUUUAGCGAUCACAUAGAUGGUUGCAAAGGUGUGGUUCAGCAGAUCAAUUGGAAGCGACCAGGAGCAAAGAUCGUACAGGAUGGUAUAGUUGAGCAUCGAGUGGGGUUACACGUUCCCUUUCGUCCCCCUGGAAGUGGUGGUCGAAACAACGAUGAAAGGCCUCUAGGAUCUUCUUCUACUAUUGGUGAUUACCAACGUAUCAAGAGACAACGAUUUUUCUAAAGCGAAUGCUGUAGUCUGGUUACGCAGGUUGAUCUGAUUUUAUUAUUUAUUCUUAUAAUGAAUGGAGCUUUAUUGAUCAUCAUAGGCUCCAGUUUUUUUUUAAAUAUACCGUGAAAGUACCAUAUUCUGUGCACCUAUAGAACCUUAUUUUGCGCACUUCGUAAUAGCUUAUAAAAAGUGAAAUAUGUAUUGGAGUAGUUUCGCAAAAUGUUGCAUAAAUGGGUAAAAUCAACAGCUACGUGUAGAAUAAGGGACGUUCAAGGUAUUUGUUCAAAACAUUUUCGAAUAAUAAUUUUGGUUUUCUCCGUUUA